This is a messenger RNA of Galeopterus variegatus (Sunda flying lemur), 653 nucleotides long. RefSeq names its product CDGSH iron sulfur domain 2 (gene CISD2). The coding region runs from base 56 to 463 and encodes 135 amino acids. The record is from RefSeq and is a predicted model, not a curated record. Gene Ontology annotation, molecular function: 2 iron, 2 sulfur cluster binding. The transcript is spliced from 3 exons. Gene Ontology annotation, biological process: autophagy of mitochondrion; regulation of autophagy. NCBI's taxonomy places the organism in Eukaryota, Metazoa, Chordata, Mammalia, Dermoptera, Cynocephalidae. Gene Ontology annotation, cellular component: mitochondrial outer membrane; intracellular membrane-bounded organelle.
GGCUCGGCCGGAGAGCGGAGGGGGCGCGGGAGAGGAGCGGACGCUGCUGGCCAGUAUGGUGCUGGAGAGCGUGGCCCGCAUCGUGAAGGUGCAGCUUCCCGCCUAUCUUAAGCGGCUACCAGUCCCCGAGAGCAUUACCGGGUUCGCGCGGCUCACAGUUUCAGAAUGGCUUCGGUUAUUGCCUUUCCUUGGUGUACUUGCACUACUUGGCUACCUUGCAGUUCGUCCAUUCCUCCCGAAGAAAAAGCAACAGAAGGAUAGCUUGAUUAAUCUUAAAAUACAAAAGGAAAAUCCAAAAGUGGUGAAUGAAAUAAACAUUGAAGAUCUGUGUCUUACUAAAGCAGCUUAUUGUAGGUGUUGGCGUUCUAAGACGUUUCCUGCUUGUGAUGGCUCACAUAAUAAACACAAUGAAUUGACAGGAGAUAAUGUGGGUCCGCUAAUACUGAAGAAGAAAGAAGUAUAAUAGUAAUGAAUUAGGAUUGAAUUCAAUCGUGUGUUGUAAAAUCUUAUAACAGUAUUUUCUCAUUCUUUGUGUAUAGAAAAUCUUUGAAAUGGUGGUCUUAAUUAUUGCUACUAGUUGAAUAAUUAUUUCUUUUUUUUUUUUGUCCUUUUUGAGACCGGCCGCACCGUGCUCAGCCAGUGAGCGCUGUGAG